AUGACCAUUAAGCGGCGUUUAUCUGGAUCGAAGGUUUUAGCACACUAUGAUCAGGACAAGGCUUUAAUUUUGACAUGUGACGCUAGUUCAUAUGGCGUCGCUGGUGUGCUGACACAACCUAGUGUGCAGGGCGAGCGCCCCAUAGCUUAUGCAUCACGAUCGCUAAGUGACGCUGAAAAAAAUUAUUCGCAAAUUGAUAAGGAGGCCUUGGCUAUUAUUUACUGUUUAAAGAAAUUUAAUCAGUACUUAUACGGGCGACAUUUUACCUUAAGGACCGAUCACAAGCCAUUGGUGAGUUUGUUUGGGCCUAAGACUGGUGUUCCUGCGAUGGCUGCAAGCCGAAUGCAAAGAUGGGCUUUGAUAUUGUCGGCAUUCUCUUAUGACAUAGAAUAUAUCAAUACUAAGGAAAACUUGGCUGACGGCUUGUCAAGGCUACCGAUCGAAGGCGAUGUAGGAAUGGAACCCUCUAUUCCUGAACAUACAUAUUUACAUUAUGUCCAAGAUGCUUUGGCUAUCGAUAGUGAAGUCAUCAAACGUGAAACCGCUAGGGAUCCGGUGUUGAGUCGAGUUUUAUCUUAUAUCGAUGACGGUUGGCCUGAUUCGAAUGAUGUAAGGAACUUGCAACCUUUCUUUAAUAGGAAGAAAGAGUUGUAUUCUGAGCGCGGAUGUGUUAUGUGGGGCCAUAGGGUGAUCGUUCCUAACUCUUGCAAGCAGGCGGUAUUGGAGAUGUUACAUGAGCCUCAUAUGGGUAUCGUCAAAACUAAAUCUAUGGCUCGGAGUUAUGUGUGGUGGCCUGGCAUGGAUGAAGAGAUCGAGGCUAAAUGUAAAACUUGCGAGGUUUGUGCGAUGGAGCAGGACUCGCCUAGAGGCCAUGUGCCUUGCCCUUGGCCUUAUCCUAGCAGUUCAUGGACGCGGAUUCAUGUAGAUUUUAUGGGUCCGAUUAAUGGAAAGCUUUAUUUGGUCAUUGUUGAUUCCACUUCUAAGUGGUUGGAAGUAUUCCAGGUAUCGAGUACCUCAGCUGCUCACACAAUAGAAAAACUGACCGAGGUGUUUUCUCGUUUUGGUUUUCCUAAACAACUUGUGUCAGACAACGGCCCUCCUUUCACUAGUAAGGAGUUUAGUGAAUAUUUGAAGGGAAACCAUAUCCAACACGUGUUUUCAGCGCCUUAUCAUCCAUCUUCGAAUGGCGCAGCUGAAAAUGCAGUUAGGACGGUUAAAAGAGUGGUAAAAAAAGCUAUCAGGCAAAACAUAGACACUAAGAUGUCAAUACAGACGUUCCUGUUACAUUAUAGGAACACCCCUCAUUGUACUACGGGUGAAAGCCCAGCUCAGUGUCUCAUGGCUCGAAAGUUGCGGACGGGUCUUGACGUCCUUAAACCCGAUAGGCAGGUUAAGGUGUGGAGGUCACAGAUAAAGAUGGCGGAACAGGCCGGUGGCUCCCAGAGAUCAGUUGACGUCGGUGACUCUGUGUGGAUUAGGCGAUAUAACUCAAAGGACAAGUGGAUGCCUGGCGUAGUGUCUGAGCGAUUAGGGAACACGGAUUAUGCUGUGACAACCAAUACCGGUGAAGUAGCUCACAGGCAUGUCGAUCAGUUGAGACCAAAAGGAUUGAAAUUGUUAUCAUGUCCGUUGUCAGAGCCAGAACCUCCGUUUGUAAACACGCAGUCGUUGCCUUCAUCGGCUUCGCCUGAUGUGUCACUUGCGGGUGACAUCGUACCAGAGGUCCCAGCUCAGCCGGUUGUAGGGUCUGCGCUAGUACCUCUUCAGGGGGGUAGUGUAAGUGGUGGGAGUAAUACAAAUGUAAAUUCAUCUCCUGUGUUGAACCGCCCCAUGCCACGUUGUACUAGAAAUAAAAAUCCUGUAUACAGGUAA
This is a messenger RNA of Leguminivora glycinivorella, 1872 nucleotides long. RefSeq lists its product as uncharacterized. Lineage: Eukaryota; Metazoa; Arthropoda; Insecta; Lepidoptera; Tortricidae. The transcript has a single exon. The record is from RefSeq and is a predicted model, not a curated record. The coding region runs from base 1 to 1872 and encodes 623 amino acids. Gene Ontology annotation, biological process: DNA integration. Gene Ontology annotation, molecular function: nucleic acid binding.